Molecule: messenger RNA, 648 nt
Organism: Bombyx mori (domestic silkworm)
Lineage: Eukaryota; Metazoa; Arthropoda; Insecta; Lepidoptera; Bombycidae
Exons: 2
Coding region: 1-648 (215 amino acids)
Source: RefSeq, a predicted model, not a curated record
AUGGCGCUUACUCUGGGAUUCCGCGAACAAGCUUUGACCAUCCUGGAAGCCUUAGAUAAGGAUGCAACAAAGGGUGGCAAGUACCGCCUAGCAGCAGCAGGGAAACGAAUAAACGCCAGAAUUACGGGGUGCUGGCUGGCGAUUGAAGAUGGGAACAGCCUGGCUAUUAAAAACGAGGUCAAUGGCACAUCGUGUAAGCUGACACUGGACACUGGAGCUUCUCGGACUGUUACCAGCUUUAGAAUAGCUAGUCGGUGUUUUGUGGACCACACUUACAACCAGGUAGGCACCAAUUUAGUAACAACCACCGGUCAGCACAUAUCCGUCCGAGGUGAAAAGAAAGUGGAGCUGAAACUCGGCAGUGAAGUUUAUCAGCACAAUGCCAUCGUGGCUGAUAUUGUUGACGACUGUAUCGUGGGCUUGGACUUCAUGAAAACACAUAGUUGCGAGAUCGACGUUAGACAAGGAGUGUUAAAAUGUAGUCCAGAGGAGAUCUCUAUGGAAGGUGCAUCAUUUGGCAAAGUGUACUGCUUAAAAAGGAGUAUCCUCACACCUAGGUCAGAAACGGUGGUGCCAGUCAGCUUACCACAGAAAUCAAACAGUAAGCCUCGAUGUGUUCUUACAGAAAGACUGGAUGAGGAAAUGUGA